Dibothriocephalus latus is the source of this 336-nucleotide messenger RNA. The record is from the annotation of a GenBank genome assembly. Lineage: Eukaryota; Metazoa; Platyhelminthes; Cestoda; Diphyllobothriidea; Diphyllobothriidae.
UUGACCAAUCAGGUGCUGAAAUUCCUCGAGUCUGGUGAACGCAUGGGCAUACCCGAGGACUGUCCGCCAGGUAUAUACGCUCUGAUGUUGCGAACCUGGAAGGAGGAUCCCACCCAGCGGCCCAGUUUCGCCCAACUUCAAGUGGACUUGGCCGCAUUCCUCGCAAAGUCUGCGGUCACCGCGCCCCGUCCUGACCGACAGCUUUCGGUAUCCUGCCUGAGUCGGGGCUCAUCAGACGACCUCUAUGAGUCUCUGCAGGAUGAGCAGCAGCAACAGCCUCCACCGCCGGUCAGAGCACUGACCUGGAAAAAGCCCCACUCGAACUUCAAGGGCUGA